AUGACGUCCUUUCGAAGCGCAGUGCGCUCUGCUGACGUGGCGCAUUUCGUGGCCCUCGUCCUGCUCUCUGCACCAUUCCUCGCAGCCCUCGCGUCCCCCCUCACACCCUGCCCGCUCACACGCCUGCGUCUCGCCCCACCAACGGCCACAGCAGCCACUCUCUCUGCUUCCCCCGCCUCGCAAGAGACCAACCAGGAAGGCUCUUCCUCCCCUGGCUCUGCGGUUGCCGCUGCUGCUUGCACCACCACAGAUCAUCACAGCAGUGCUAAUGCUGCUGGCGCAGCUGGUGCUGCUGAUGGUGCUCGCGCAGGACUGGCAGCAGCAGGGGCCGCGGCGGGGGGAGACGGGUAUGGGCGUGCUGCUCUCGCCGGGGGGGCGUGGGGGCGGCUGGUGAGGGAGUGGCGGUGGGCGCGCGUGCAGUACCUGUGGGACGUGCUGCUGGAACGACACCCUAUUGUGUGCGUGUCUCUUCCCACCUGGACCUCCCAUCCUCUCUCAAAACGUACCUUUGGGACGUGCUGCUGGAACGACACCCCAUUGUGUAUGCCCGUUAGGCAUUUUGCUCUGCCCGCCCGGAGAGAGCAUACCAUCGAGUCGUCUUUUAAGUACAUCAUGCUGCUCAUGACCAUGUGCACAACACUUGUAUUCCUCGGCGGCUUCCUCUUCCACACCUUCCGGCGGCACAAGAGUCUGGGGGAGGACAUGUGGGACGCGUGGUCCGCCCUCGUGUCGUCCAGCUCGCACCUCAAGGUACGGUGGGGUGCGGUGGAGAGGAGCAGGCGGCCGCAGGAGCCGUUUGGGGAGGCGCUGUGGGACGCGUGGGGCAAUGUGUGCUCGUCGCGCCAGCACCUCCGGGAGAGCACGCAGGAGGGGAGGGUGAUAGGCAUCAUGCUCACGCUGGGCGGGCUCUUCUUCUACUCGCUGCUCACCUCCACCAUGACCGCACAGUUCAAGGUGCGCCUGCUCUCACGUGCUCUCAACCCGAAACUUAACCCUUCAACCACUAGCACCCCAUCCUCCAUGGCAGGCGAUGUUGUUGCGUCCAGCUCUCCGUUUUUCUCUCACCUCCCCAUUUUGAAACCCCUUUUCCUUGCCGUGGCCCACACCAAUCUGCUCAGGAGUGCACCUGCUCAUGCGCUGGUCUCAUCGCAGCUCACCCAGUCCCCUGUCUCCACCCUCUCUCUCCCACCCUCACCAUCGCCCUCUCUCUCCCACCCUCACCAUCGCCCUCUCUCUCCCACCCUCACCAUCGCCCUCUCUCUCCCACCCUCACCAUCGCCCUCUCUCUCCCACCCUCACCAUCGCCCUCUCUCUCCCACCCUCACCAUCACCCUCUCUCUCCCACCCUCACCAUCGCCCUCUCUCUCCCACCCUCACCAUCGCCCUCUCUCUCCCACCCUCACCAUCGCCCUCUCUCUCCCACCCUCACCAUCGCCCUCUCUCUCCCACCCUCACCAUCGCCCUCUCUCUCCCACCCUCACCAUCGCCCUCUCUCUCCCACCCUCACCAUCGCCCUCUCUCUCCCACCUUCGCCAUCGCCCACCUGCCCUGCUCAUCGCCCUUGUAGUCGCUGCUCACCUCCUCCUCCCGAGUCGCUAUUCACCUCAUCCCGCCCCACCCCCCUGUGAGCAGCUGCGAAUGGAGUGGCUGAGGGAAGCGCUCAUUCUCUCUGCCCUUGAACUCACCUCCACCUCCCCAUUCACUGCUCGCCCCGCCCUCACCCCGCCCCCGCCCUGUGAGCAGCUGCGCAUGGAGUGGCUUAGAGAAGGCGCUCACUCGCAGGUGAGAAGGGAUCUGUGCUUUCCUUGGAGUGCAACGUCAACCACUGACCCCUCCCCUCUGCACCCGCCCCUCCCCUCUGCACCCGCCCCUCCCCUCUGCACCUCGCCCCUCCCCUCUGCACCUCGCCCCUUCCCUCUGCACCCGCCCCUCCCCUCUGCACCUCGCCCCUUCCCUCUGCACCCGCCCCUCCCCUCUGCACCUCGCCCCUCCCCUCUGCACCUCGCCCCUUCCCUCUGCACCUCGCCCCUCCCCUCUGCACCUCGCCCCUUCCCUCUGCACCUCGCCCCUUCCCUCUGCACCUCGCCCCUCCCCUCUGCACCUCGCCCCUUCCGUGCGCUUCUCACGCCCCAUCUCGCCCCCGUGAUGGAGCGAGAUCACAUAGUGAUCGGGGGAAUCAACAACCGCCUCGCCACGCUGCUCAGUCCUCAUUUACUCACGCUCAUCCUCUCCCUUGUUCUCCCCCACCAGGUGAUGGAGCGCGAUCACAUAGUGAUCGGGGGAAUUAACAACCGCCUCGCCACACUACUGCGGCAGCUCAGCAAGAGCCAGCACUUUGCCGUGCAGGACGGCUCUGCAGUCACCAGGAAGCGCACGGUGCUGCUGCUGACGGAGUUACCGCGCAAGGAGACGGAGAAGAUAGUGUCGCCUUACCUCAAGGACUGCCACCACAUCAACCUCUUCAUCCGCAGCGGCCCUCUCAGCAGCACCGCGUCGUUCAAGAAGGUGGCGGCAGACAGGGCGCGCUCAGUCAUUCUCCUGGCGCCCAAGGACGACUA
This is a messenger RNA of Closterium sp. NIES-65, 2558 nucleotides long. The record is from the annotation of a GenBank genome assembly. NCBI's taxonomy places the organism in Eukaryota, Viridiplantae, Streptophyta, Zygnematophyceae, Desmidiales, Closteriaceae.